AUGGCAGCUGAACGGCAAGAUCAAAACGGCAACACCUUCUCACAACAAUACGCCACAAUAUCAAACUCCAAAACGGCAACUUCUCACAACAACGCCACAAUAUCAAACUCCACCGCAGCAAGUAAAUACAACGCCACAAUAUCAAACUCCACCGCAGCAAGUAAAUACAACGCCACAAUAUCAAACUCCACCGCAGCAAGUAAAUACAACGCCACAAUAUCAAACUCCACCACAGCAAGUAAAUCCCUACCCUCACCUACAUCGGUAUCCAACCCAAAUAAAGUUUUAACAGCAGACUUCCCUCCACUACCCGUUAAACUUGCAAAGUUAAAGAAACAUGUUAACAUUGUCGAAGGGCAGUUUAACGCAUUCACUCUUGAAACACCACAAAACCCUGAAGCAGCCAACGAGACCAUUGUCAUUGACGAGAAAUGCGAUACAGUCGACACUGAUGGCAAAACAAUUGACAUCGAACCAGCAUUUCCCUCACUCACCUCAUACCUUGAAGAUUUUAUGUCUGCCAGCGAGGAAACACAAAUACCGCAGGUAUAUACGACACCGGUUAAAGUAAUUCAUCGGGGUAAAGAUAUUACAGCAGCAAGGAAAAAAUUCGACGAAGAAGAACAAGAAACCGAAACGGAAAAAAAAGAGAGAAAAACCCCGGCACGAAAACGAAAGCGGGAAUGCGGUCGUCCCACAAACGACCAGCAACUUGUACGUAUGGAUGAGGAUUUUAACGACAUGGUUGCUUUACAAUUGACACGUCGGCAACUAACCCUACCCGAUACGCGUGGCAAAUGCAAAAAGUCAAGAAAAAUUCUAACCAAAAUACCCGAAGAUAUAAUUGUAAAUACAACCCGUGAAUUUCAAACCUACGAACUGUUUGCAGAUACACGUACAGAAGCACUGAAAAUCAUUCAAGACAAACGUGAACUUUUGGAAAAAAUUAACGCUGCAGAAUAUGUAUUACAUACAUUAUUAAAAAAACGAAAUAAUAGUGACUCUAGCUCAUGA
Paramuricea clavata is the source of this 1014-nucleotide messenger RNA. NCBI's taxonomy places the organism in Eukaryota, Metazoa, Cnidaria, Anthozoa, Malacalcyonacea, Plexauridae. The record is from the annotation of a GenBank genome assembly.